GCGUUACUGGGCCACACGGAUGCUGUGACGUGUCUCACAGCGUCGUCAGCGUACCACAUUGUUGUCAGCGGCUCGCGGGAUCGAACCUGCAUCAUCUGGGACCUCAACAAGCUUUCCUUCGUCACGCAGCUCAGGGGACACCGGGCACCCGUCUCUGCUCUGUGUAUCAAUGAACUGACGGGCGACAUCGUGUCGUGUGCAGGAACAUACAUCCACGUGUGGAGCAUUAACGGCAGCCCCAUCGCCAGCGCCAACACCUUCACCGGACGCAGCCAGCAAAUCCUGUGCUGCUGCGUGUCGGAGAUGAACGAGUGGGACACACAGAACGUUAUAGUCACGGGACACUCCGAUGGUGUCGUCAGGUUUUGGAGAAUGGAGUUCCUCCAAGUCCCAGAAACCCCUGCUCCAGUGCCAGUCGAGCCAGAUGUGCCUGACUGCUGUGGCGAGGAGAAGAUCGAAGGCGGCGAGAGUCACAACGGUGACGAUGACAGCAGCGAGUCAGACGGAGAUGAACCCAGUCUGAGCCAGGAGCCCAAAGCUCCACGCAACCCCUCAACAGGCGGAGGCAGCCAGCCGGGCAGCGCCGUCCACAGACCCCGAGGUCCCUCAGCCCGAGCGGGAGCGUCAUGGUCGAUGGACAGCGGCUCCGACGACUCUCACCGCUGGUCAGACACACUCAGCAUCGACGAGAAGGACGGCUUCGUGUUUGUCAACUAUUCUGAGGGACAAACCAGAGGCCCUCACCCUCACCCUCACCCUCACCCUCACCCAACACAUCCAGGCCACAGCUCUGUGCCUCAGCCGCUCCAGCCCUCUGUCAUGGAGGCACGGACAUACAACCAGCUCAGGGCAGGCUACAGAUGGGAGCGCCAGCUGGUGUUCCGGAGCAAACUCACCAUGCACACAGCGUUUGAUCGCAAGGACAAUGCUCACCCAGCAGAGAUCUCCUCCCUCGCUAUCUCCAAGGACCACAGUAAGAUCCUGGUGGGCGAUGGCCGCGGUCGGGUCUUCAGCUGGUCGGUCAGCGACCAGCCGGGCCGGUCGGCAGCGGAUCACUGGGUGAAGGACGAGGUGGUCGACAGCUGCUCCGGUUGCUCGGUUCGUUUCUCCCUCACUGAGCGACGCCACCACUGCAGAAACUGCGGGCAGCUCUUCUGCCAGAAGUGCAGUCGCUUCCAAUCAGAGAUCAAAAGGCUGAAGAUCUCGUCGCCGGUGCGGGUUUGUCAGAACUGUUAUUACAACCUGCAACACGAGCGAAGCGUCGAGGACGGCUGCAGAAACUGAGCUCGAACUCCUCCU
Molecule: messenger RNA, 1299 nt
Organism: Paralichthys olivaceus (Japanese flounder)
Lineage: Eukaryota; Metazoa; Chordata; Actinopteri; Pleuronectiformes; Paralichthyidae
Source: RefSeq, a predicted model, not a curated record